Messenger RNA from Zophobas morio, 946 nucleotides. RefSeq names its product pyridoxine/pyridoxamine 5'-phosphate oxidase-like. The record is from RefSeq and is a predicted model, not a curated record. Gene Ontology annotation, molecular function: FMN binding; pyridoxamine phosphate oxidase activity. The coding region runs from base 224 to 946 and encodes 240 amino acids. NCBI's taxonomy places the organism in Eukaryota, Metazoa, Arthropoda, Insecta, Coleoptera, Tenebrionidae. Gene Ontology annotation, biological process: pyridoxal 5'-phosphate biosynthetic process; pyridoxine biosynthetic process. The transcript has 5 exons.
UCGUCUUCUAGGGGUCAUGAAAGAUCGAGAAAACGUAAAAGUAGAGAGUCGGCCGACGGACUCGAUUACAAUACUUCCUUUGCUUACGCUCGGGAAGUAAAAAUUCAAAAGUAACGUUGCUCGGUUUCACUGUAACACAUGUCACCCAGUUUGUCAGCGUACGUCACACUUUAAUUUUUUAUUUACGUAUAAAAUAAACAUCCACAUGUCAUAAAACCCCACCAUGUUUACGAGGGUAAGUCUCACCGUGUUUCUUCCCCAUCUAACACUUGUCCAGCUCUUCAAAAUGUUCCUUCGGUUCGGAUCAAGGCAGCCUUACAGGAUCUCACGCAUCGAACUGAAAAGCUCAAAUCCUGCGUGUUUGUUGCUCGAGUGGUUAGAGCAAGCAGAGAAACGUGGAGCAAAAGCCAGAGCCAUGAACUUAGCGACUGCGACAAAAAAUGGCGAAGUCAGUAGUAGACACGUGGCAAUUUCGGAAAUCACAGACGACGCAUCCAUUGUCUUUACCAGUCAGAACUACACAUCCAAGAUAACAAAUAUUGAGGAAAAUCCGCAAGUGGCUGCCACCAUCUUGUUGCAGUACGAAGAUUCCGGCGUAAACAUUCUCAAACAGAUCGUUUUGACGGGUAAAGCUGUGAAGCUUCCGCACGAAACGUGUAAAGAAUACUUUACGAAAGUUAUAACCGUUUCGCAACAGAUCAGAUACGUGCUGACAAAAAAAAGUGAAUGGGUCGACUGCGACGAGUUUAACGAGGCACACGAUACUUUAUUGACAGAUAUUUCUACAAAGGGAACUAAACUUGAGAUGCCUGAUACGUUGGUUGCAUACAAAAUCGUCCCGCAUACUUUAGAUUUUUAUUAUAUGUCCCAGCACAACAUCGGCGACAGACUUGUCUUCACUCGAACUAACGACAACCAGUGGAAGUGUGUGAGAAAGCUGACGUAG